This is a messenger RNA of Mytilus trossulus (common blue mussel), 1672 nucleotides long. RefSeq lists its product as uncharacterized. The record is from RefSeq and is a predicted model, not a curated record. Lineage: Eukaryota; Metazoa; Mollusca; Bivalvia; Mytilida; Mytilidae. The transcript is spliced from 6 exons. Bases 50 to 1255 code for a protein of 401 amino acids.
UGGUACUAAGGAUAAGUUGUCUUGCUUCCGGUCUAAGAAAAACAAUAACAUGGCAUCUGUCCCAUCCAAGUCUUGUGUUUCAACUAAAUGUAGCCCUGACACUUCCUCCAACCACGUUGAUAUUCACUCAAAGAGAAGUCAUGAUGGCCCAGAAACUACUACCCCCUCCAACAAUAACACUGAAAAUAUUAAAAAGCGUAGAUGCAACACUGAGGGCAUUUCCAUAGAAUGUUGCACAAACAUGACAAACAUAAACACAAAUACUUCUGAAUGGACAAUGCAAUGUUUAUCAAACUUUCAUAUCCAAGCUGAAACUGACGCGUCAGAACCAUCAAAUAAAUUGUUGGAUGCAUACGGAGUAUUCACAAAUGGUUUAUUGCAUUUCAUAAACAAUAAAAAUAAAUGUGCAAACAUUGUAAGCAAUUUUGGAGCACGCAGUGAAGAAGACCAUCAAAAAUGUGAUUGUUACAAAUAUGCAGUACAUGAUGUAUUUAAUAUCGACUGUCAUCACAUUGAUGAAAUUACAGAUGAAGACCUCAAGAAGAUUAAAACUGAUUUAUGGAUUGAUAAUUUUGUUGAAAAAAUAACUAGUACUAAACAACGCAAAGUGCGUGAAAGAAUUUGUAGAGAUUUAUCUAGGCAACUUAACAUGUUUAAAAGGCAGCUUAUCUAUAUGCUUAGAAGAAGGAGAGGAAAUGAUUUGAAAGAAAUAUCUGAAGGAAUGUAUCAAGAAUUAUUUGUUUCAUUUGCACGAAUAUUUGGCUUAAAUAUUGUGAGUGGCUCAAAUGUUGAUCAAUACUCAUUAAAUAUUAACGAUACAGAUAUUGUUGCCAUACCAAAUGGAUUGAUAUGCCAUCCUACAGAUGUCAAUGAGGACAAGAUAUGUGCUGUCAUUAAGGUGAAGAGGUACAGAGAAGAUGGAGGCAAUGAUUUGAGAAGUUCAAAUAAUGCAUGUUAUGCUCCACACAUUGAUUCGUCCUUGAAAGGUCAACUUGGUGGACAGUUCCUAUGUACUUUACCAUUCUCUGUCUUUGGAAAUAAUGGAAUGUAUGGAUUCCUUGUACAAGGAACAAAUGUGACACUGACAUCUUUUAAACCAGAGGAUGGAUAUUAUACAGAUUUAUGUGAUGGAAAUUUGCAGAACAAGGGAGCAGUAAUAUUAUACAGCAAAGAAUAUAAUCUUCUUAGAAAAGAAGACAGAAGACAGUUGGUACAAACAUUCUUAGACAUGGGCAAAUUACUAGAAUAUUUCUAGAAAAAUAAUCCUGUCAAUCAUUGAACAUUCAACAUGUUUACUGGCAAAUAUCUAGCAGUUUUAUUUGUGGAUUUCUUCAAUGGAAAGCUUGAACCAUUUGCUGGAGUAGCUUUUGUAAGAAAAGGAAAAAAAUGGUCUUCAAUAAAUGCAUCAACUAUGAUGGGGUAGAAGAGAACCCUGAUUCAAGCAUUGGACAAAUCAUCCAGUAGAUACAGAUAAUAUAGCAGUUUAAGAUCCAGAAUCAGGCAACAGUGGCAAUGACAAUAUAAAUGAGACUAAUAGCAGCAAAGAAAUGUCAGGAAGAUGCUUCUGUUGCAAGAGAACAACAUGAUUAGGAAAAUUCCUCCCAACCUUUAGAUUUUAUCAACUCUGAAAAUCAUCUUUAUGAUGAUACACAACUAUUAACUACAUGAUCAA